Messenger RNA from Trichomonas vaginalis G3, 2253 nucleotides. Its product is annotated as spectrin binding. Lineage: Eukaryota; Parabasalia; Trichomonadida; Trichomonadidae. The transcript has a single exon. Bases 1 to 2253 code for a protein of 750 amino acids. The record is from RefSeq and is a predicted model, not a curated record. Gene Ontology annotation, molecular function: protein binding.
AUGCAUCGCGCAAAAUGCGACUUACCAAUUGAUCCAGAAAUUGAUGCAAAAUCAAAAGAAGACAAUCUUACAGCACUGAUGAUAGCUGCCCGGAAUGGAAAUUAUGAUUUAUCAAAAACAUUACUAAUUAAUGGUGCCAAUCCAAAUAUUACAAACAAAUCAGGAAGUACAGCAAUUUUAUAUCCAAUUGCAAAAUCACUUACUGAUUUAACAGAUCUAUUUCUUUUGUAUAAUCCUGAUUUGACAAUUGUUAAUGAUAAAGGAAAAGAUGCUUUUUCAUUAGCAAUAGAAAAGAACAACAAAUACAUCAUUUCAUUAGUUGUUCACUACUUGAUUCGAAGUACAAAAUUUUCUCAAAACAAAUAUUUCCUUCAUGAAGAAUAUCAAUCAUACUUUAAUUCAUUGAUUUCAUUCUUAAGAAGUCAAUCAACAAAUGAGAAAUUACUGUUGUUAGAAAUCACCAUUAAUAAUGGUGAUGAAGAAUAUAUCAAAUUCUUUAUGAAGUUCUUGACUGAUGUAAAUCAAGAUCAUAUCAUCGACUUAUCAAGACAUAUAAUAAAUGUUUUGGAAACCAAAAAUACGGACAUUGUCAAAACACUUGUUAAAAUCGGAUUUGACUUCAACAAAUUAUUCAUUCCGAGAUUUAAAGAAUACAGUAAUUUCAAACUUUUCAUUAAGAUAAUGAAUGACGGCGUUUCAUUUGAAAAUGAGACAAUAUGUGAUAUGAUUCAUCAUUACAAAUCGCCAGAGUUUUUGUCAGAAGUCAUCAACAUUAUAGAUUCUGACAAUUUUGCAUCAUAUUUAUUAGAAGCCAAACAAGACUAUGAAAUUAUCAAACAAAUCUAUAAUUUGAAAGGAAUUCAAUUAACAAAACUUCUUUCUAUUUCAAGUUUAAAGCAACUGAGUUCUUCAGGUAGGAUGUUAUUAGUUAAUCUGAUUGAUAAAUGCAAUAUAUCUCCUAAUGAUAUCAUAAAUUCACUCAAGGAAAUCGAAAAUGCAGAUCCAUAUAUUGAUUUUAUUAGAUAUCACUACAAAAUUGCUGAAAAUGAUCUCUUUCAAGAGCUGGAGCUAAAUUCUAUUGAUCUAACUCCUUUAGAAUUAGCAAUUUUGUCUAAUAAUUAUGAAAUGACAAAAUAUUUGUUAGAUCAUGGAAAACAAGUAACAUCGAAUGAAUUUUCAUUGUCGAAAUCAAAAGAGAUAACAAAAUUACUCAUCUUGUAUAAACCAAGAUUAGAUGAUGGAUCCAUCAUAAAUCAAUUAUAUGAGAAUCAAGACAUCGAAUCAAUUCAAUUCCUUUAUUCAGAAAAUCCGAACAUGAAUCCAUUUUUAUUAUUCUCUAAAUCGAUUGAUGACAACAAUAUCACAUUCCUUCAUGAAAUCAUCAAACUUCAUUUCGACAUCAAUUGCAGAAACAUCAGAAACGAAACACCACUUCAUUAUUCAGUCCUUCAUAAUAAUUCGCGUGCUGUCGAAGUUCUCUUGCAUAAUAGUGCUAAUCCAAAUCUUUGUGAUUUCUCCGGUAACACAGUUUUGAAUCUAUGUUCCAUCAAUAAAGAAAUAUCGAUCGAAAUCACGCAACUCAUUCUUCAAUAUUAUCCUAAUCCGAACAUUGCCAAUCUUUUUGGAAAUACGGUUUUACAUUCAUGUGCAUUAUCAGAUAAUGUAGAUGUAUAUGAUCUUGUGACUGGAAGGUAUCCAUUUAUUGAUUUGUAUCAAAUGAAUUUCAAUCAAGCCACACCAAUGGCAUUAGCUAAAUCAGUAGGAUCAAUUGGAAUGAUGAAGAUGUUUAAUGCACCAGAUGAAAUUAUAAAUGGCCACGAAGAUUAUGGUCCAAAACCACUUUUUCAAGCUGAUAUUUCAAAAUUUAUCACAAUGAGGGCUUUUGGAUACUUUAAAUUUUAUUUAGAAAACCAUAAAAAUGUAAAUGUUGAUAAAAAGAAUGGAAUGGGUGAAACUCCAUUAUAUGUUGCAGCAUCAGCUGAUAAUUCAUAUAGAUUUAUUGAUUUGCUUGGAAAAUAUGGAGCUGAUCCUAAUAUCGAAUGUGGUGGAAAAACACCGCUUCGCCUUGCGAUCGAAAAUAGAUUCUAUGGAAAUUAUGAAGCAUUAAUUCGAAAUUCAAGAUUGAACAUAAAUAAACAAUUCGAAAGAGGAAUCAACCAUUUUCAGAUUGCUAUCAGAUGUAAUUGUCUUCCAGUUUUGUAUCUUUUGUAUGAUAAGAAAUUCGACAUUGAAAUGAAGACGAAAAAAAGGUAA